Molecule: messenger RNA, 5522 nt
Organism: Zea mays
Lineage: Eukaryota; Viridiplantae; Streptophyta; Magnoliopsida; Poales; Poaceae
Product: ATP synthase subunit beta, chloroplastic
Exons: 1
Coding region: 745-2241 (498 amino acids)
Biological process (GO): proton motive force-driven mitochondrial ATP synthesis; proton transmembrane transport
Cellular component (GO): proton-transporting ATP synthase complex; chloroplast thylakoid membrane
Molecular function (GO): ATP binding; proton-transporting ATP synthase activity, rotational mechanism; ATP hydrolysis activity
Source: RefSeq, a predicted model, not a curated record
CAACGACAGGGUCUACUCGAUAUGGAUUAGGCGUAAAUGAAACCUUUGCAAAAAUCUAAAAAAAAAGAUAUUUAAUUAAUAUCAACUCAUUAAAUAAAAAAAGGAGUAUGCUUAAGUUAAUGAAUAUGUUUCAUUCAUAUAUAAUGUGUACACCCUGUGUACGUUCUAUCCUAUAGGAAUUUUACUAUAGGAAUUCGAUAGGAAGGAAUUCGAUAGGAAUUGAGUUGUUGUUAUGGUAAGUUAACACGGUUCGUUAUUAAACCGUGGAUUUGAUUCACCAAAUCCAUCAUUAUUGUAUACUCUUUGAUAGAUAUAGCGCAACCCAAACCCUAAUCUUUAUUUUACAAUUUUUAAAGUUCUUCCCCUUUGAUAUUUUGAAUCUAAAUACCUAAAUACUAAGAAAAUUCUCUGUUGACAGCAAUCUAUGCUUCACAGUAGUAUAUAUUUUGUAUAUCGAAGUCCUAGAUAGGAAAGUAGAGUAGGCACAGAUCCUUCACAAAAGGCGAAAUUUAUAUGAAAAAAAUGGAUUGAACUUUCCAACGGAUUCAUUCCAUAAGUAAACGAUUGAAUGGGAUUCGCUUGGGCAACGAAAUCAAGUGCGAGUCCCCUUUUCUUUUUUAUUGAAUUAACUAAUUCAUUUCCUUUUGACUUUUGGAUUUUUGGAUAUUUUUUUUGAUUUGGCAUUAUUCAACAAGAAAAAAAAUUUCGACAAAUUCCUUUUUUUUUGAAAAUUAUGUGAUAAUUAUGAGAACCAAUCCUACUACUUCGCGUCCCGGGAUUUCCACAAUUGAAGAAAAAAGCGUAGGGCGUAUUGAUCAAAUUAUUGGACCCGUGCUGGAUAUCACUUUUCCCCCGGGCAAGUUGCCUUAUAUUUAUAAUGCUUUGAUAGUCAAGAGUCGAGACACUGCCGAUAAGCAAAUUAAUGUGACUUGUGAGGUACAACAAUUAUUAGGAAAUAAUCGAGUUAGAGCUGUGGCUAUGAGUGCUACAGAGGGGUUGAUGAGAGGAAUGGAAGUGAUUGACACGGGAACUCCUCUCAGUGUUCCAGUCGGUGGAGCUACUCUCGGACGAAUUUUUAACGUUCUUGGGGAGCCUAUUGACAAUUUGGGUCCUGUGGAUACUAGUGCAACAUUUCCUAUUCAUAGAUCUGCGCCUGCCUUUAUCGAGUUAGAUACGAAAUUAUCUAUCUUUGAAACAGGUAUUAAGGUGGUCGAUCUUUUAGCUCCCUAUCGACGUGGAGGAAAAAUCGGACUGUUUGGGGGGGCAGGAGUAGGUAAAACAGUACUCAUCAUGGAAUUAAUCAAUAACAUUGCUAAAGCUCAUGGAGGCGUAUCCGUAUUUGGCGGAGUAGGGGAACGGACUCGUGAAGGAAAUGAUCUUUAUAUGGAAAUGAAGGAAUCCGGAGUAAUUAAUGAAAAAAAUAUUGAGGAAUCAAAGGUAGCUCUAGUCUAUGGCCAAAUGAAUGAACCGCCGGGAGCUCGUAUGAGAGUUGGUUUAACUGCCCUAACUAUGGCAGAAUAUUUCCGAGAUGUUAAUAAGCAAGACGUGCUUUUAUUCAUCGAUAAUAUCUUUCGUUUUGUUCAAGCAGGAUCGGAAGUAUCCGCCUUAUUAGGCAGAAUGCCCUCCGCAGUGGGUUAUCAACCUACCCUUAGUACAGAAAUGGGUUCUUUGCAAGAAAGAAUUACUUCUACCAAAAAGGGAUCUAUAACUUCGAUCCAAGCAGUUUAUGUACCUGCAGACGAUUUGACCGACCCUGCUCCUGCCACAACAUUUGCACAUUUGGACGCUACUACCGUACUUUCCAGAGGAUUAGCUUCCAAGGGUAUUUAUCCCGCAGUGGAUCCUUUAGAUUCAACCUCAACUAUGUUACAGCCUCGGAUUGUUGGCAACGAACAUUAUGAAACUGCGCAAAGAGUUAAGGAAACUUUACAACGUUACAAAGAACUUCAGGACAUUAUCGCAAUUCUUGGAUUGGAUGAAUUAUCGGAGGAGGAUCGUUUAACUGUAGCAAGAGCACGAAAAAUCGAGCGGUUCUUAUCACAACCGUUCUUUGUGGCAGAAGUUUUUACCGGUUCUCCAGGAAAGUAUGUUGGUCUUGCAGAAACAAUUAGGGGAUUUCAACUAAUCCUUUCCGGAGAAUUAGACGGCCUACCCGAACAGGCUUUUUAUUUAGUGGGGAACAUCGAUGAAGCUAGCACGAAAGCUAUAAACUUAGAAGAGGAGAGCAAAUUGAAGAAAUGAAAUUAAAUCUUUAUGUACUGACUCCUAAACGAAUUAUUUGGGAUUGUGAAGUGAAAGAAAUCAUUUUAUCUACUAAUAGUGGCCAAAUUGGUGUAUUACCAAACCACGCCCCCAUUAACACAGCUGUAGAUAUGGGUCCUUUGAGAAUACGCCUCCUGAACGACCAAUGGUUAACGGCGGUUCUGUGGAGUGGUUUUGCAAGAAUAGUUAAUAAUGAGAUCAUCAUUUUAGGAAAUGAUGCAGAACUGGGUAGUGACAUUGAUCCAGAAGAAGCUCAACAGGCACUUGAAAUAGCCGAAGCUAACUUGAGUAAAGCUGAAGGUACGAAAGAAUUGUUUGAAGCGAAGCUAGCUCUCAGACGAGCUAGGAUACGAGUCGAGGCUGUCAAUUGGAUUACCCCCAUCCAAUUGAAGACAAUCCAAAGAUUCGUUGAUACAAAGAAAAAGGAAAGAAGGGUAGAAAAAGUUAUUAGAUAGCGAAGCGAAGUAGAUCCCAAUGCUAUCUAGUAAUUUUUCUACCUACCUACCUACUAUUGGAUUUGAACCAAUGAAUCCCGCCGUAUGAAAGCAAUACUCUAACCACUGAGUUAAGUAGGCAAUUUAUCACCACAAAAGAAGCCCAUUACUUCGAUCGAUUAUAGAUUGAAUCCUUUUUAUAAGCAAUACCGCUCCGUUAUUGGUAUGUUUAUGUUAUAUAGUAACGGAUCAAGGGAUAUCCUCUGGCAUUAGAGAAUAUUCAUCUUGACAAGAAAUUAUCUAUAUGUUAAGAUAUCUCUGACAAGGGCUAUAGCUCAGUUCGGUAGAGCAAACUCGUUUACACGUGCGCCAAUGCUUUUCAAGGGAACUUUUUAUGCAAUGAACAUAAUUGACCUUGUUGCAAAAUCAAUGUCUUACUUCAUGGAUUCGAAAGAAUAGAAGAACAGUAGCCUGACAAUGACAAACAGCUGGUUCAGUCCGAUUCAGGUGCCAAUUAAGGUGCUUACUCAAAUAGAACUCCUAUUGAUUUGCUAGUUGAUAAGGUAAAUAUCCAGCCCACUCAAUGCUAGGCGUAAUGAGGAUAAGGGCCUCCAAAAAACCUUCUUUUCGUUCUAUGAACUUUAAGGGUGUAUGAAGUCCUCAUAGUAAACUCUUGCAGCGGAACGAUAGAGACUCCAUUUCACUUAGGUUGAUUUAAUUUAGGCCGGAGGCAGACCUAAGUCAAGGUAAUCCUCCUUUGAAACACUUUGGUAUUGUUCCUAGAUAGAUCAUAAGACAAAUAAUCAAUCAGAGCACAGGGAGCCAUCUUAUUAUCUUUCCCUAAAGAAAAACUAUGGCGAAUUAACUGAUCUUUACAUUAGUUGAUGAAAGAGCCCAAUGCAGAAAAAAUGCAUGUUGGGUCUUUGAAACAGUUCGAAUCAUUUCGAUAAUAAUCUGUUUGAUCUGUUUUACCGAGAAGGUCUACGGUUCGAAUCCGUAUAGCCCUAAUAUAUACGUCUUUUUUCCAUUUUAGGAUGGAUAUCUUAUGUUUCCUUAGUAUAGUUUUCUUUUCCUUAUUUAGUACUUGUUUAUAGACUCGACGGUCGAUUGCGCCAUAGAAUAGAGAUAAAAGCAUUACCAUAGGCUCAUUCAUCGAAACGCAAAUCAGAGAGACAGGAAAAGAAAAAAGAUUUUGAUCAAAUCAAUAGAAGGAAGGAUCCCUUACCUGAUUUGAAUUUCAUCCUCCUUUAAAUAGGAUAUGCUCUAAGUCUUCCCAUACUUUCCUAUAAUGACUGCAACGAUUUUCUCCAUUUUGCGAAUUCCUAUUUUAUUUGAAGUAUAUUACUAUCAUAUACAUUAUCUAAAUCGAUCCACUUUAAAUAAAUAGAAAAAAUCGAAAGAAAAAAAAAAAGAAAGAGUAAAUAAUAAAACAGGAUAUUCUGUUUCAUAAUUCUGAAAUAGAGUUCUUUUUUUAGUAUUACUCCUCAUUAGGAUGUAUAUAUUAAUCAUCCUAUUUUAAUAUAUAUUAAUCAUCCUAUUUUAAUUAGGUUCUAAUCCAAUUAGUAGUAAGUAUUUUCUUUUUUAUUUAAUAGUCUCUGACUAUCAUUAAAUAAAGGGUAGAGCAAUUCUUUUUUCUAGAGAUUCUAGAGAAAGUGAGACAAAGUGAAGCGAAAGAGUUUUCUUUGUAUAAGAAUUAGGUCUAUAUCAUAUCUAAAUAGAAGGGAAAUCAAAAAGAAGGGAAGUGGGGAUUACAUUGGAUGAAUCCUUAAGGAAGACAUAUCACAAAAGAAAUAAAGCUAAAGUAAGCGCUCCUUGCCUUUGGUUUGAGCAAAACAGAUUCUUGUUUCACCGAGGAAAAGAGAGAAGUUCUGGAUAAAUUGACAAUGUCAACUUGAAUUGACUAAUUCAGUUCCGCCUAUUCCACAUUAAUGGGAGUACAUUUAUGUUUCUGCUUCACGAAUAUGAUAUUUUUUGGACAUUUCUAAUAAUAGCAAGCCUUAUUCCUAUUUUGGUAUUUUGGAUUUCAGGACUUUUAGCCCCGGUUAGUGAAGGACCAGAGAAGCUUUCUAGUUAUGAAUCGGGUAUAGAACCCAUGGGGGGGGCUUGGUUACAAUUCCGAAUACGCUAUUACAUGUUUGCGCUAGUUUUUGUUGUUUUUGAUGUGGAAACAGUCUUUCUCUACCCUUGGGCAAUGAGUUUCGACGUAUUGGGUGUAUCCGUUUUUAUCGAAGCUUUCAUUUUUGUGCUUAUCCUAGUUGUUGGUUUAGUUUAUGCAUGGCGAAAAGGAGCCUUGGAAUGGUCUUAACUGAAUAUUCAGAAAAAAAAAAAAAAGAAGGAAAAGAUUCCAUUGAGACAAUUAUGAGUUUGAUUGAGUUUCCGUUACUCGACCAAACAAGUUCCAAUUCCGUUAUUUCAACUACACCAAACGAUCUUUCAAAAUUGGUCAAGACUCUCAAGUUUAUGGCCCCUUCUAUAUGGUACCAGUUGUUGUUUCAUUGAAUUUGCUUCAUUAAUAGGCUCACGAUUCGACUUUGAUCGUUAUGGAUUGGUACCAAGAUCAAGUCCUAGACAAGCGGACCUAAUUUUAACAGCUGGUACGGUAACAAUGAAAAUGGCUCCAUCUUUAGUGCGAUUAUAUGAGCAAAUGCCUGAACCGAAAUACGUCAUUGCUAUGGGAGCCUGUACUAUUACAGGGGGCAUGUUCAGUACAGAUUCCUAUAGUACUGUUCGAGGAGUUGAUAAGUUAAUUCCUGUGGACGUCUACCUGCCGGGUUGCCCGCCUAAACCAGAGGCUGUUAUAGAUGCCCUAACAAAACUUCGUAAGAA